CAGCACAAUCCAAUUUUGUGCAUGAAAUUAAGGAAAGAACCCCUUUACUUAUGGUUCAGGAAGAAAAGUCUGCUGGAGUAAAGAAGAAUCCGUCCUCGCGUCCAUUAAGCAUGGUUAUAAAAGUCAAGCCCCAGGCUAAAAAGGCCAAGGCGGAUGAAAAAAAUGCUGAAGAAGUUUCAAAAGCGGAAACCACUCUCGAGGAUGAUGAUAGUGAACCCCAAGCUAAAAAGUCCAAGAUAGAUGGAGCAAAUGCUGAUGUUUCUAAAGCUGAAACUACUACUGAAAAUGAUUUGCCUAAGCCAGCACAAUCAUUAAAUGCCCUUGUUUCCUACAGUGACGAAAGUGAUGAGGACUUGUAAUUUGAUUUUUGUAUUAUGACAAGUUAGAGAUCUUGUUCCUUAUCAUAUAGCCAUAGCCUCUAGUUAUCUGUUGUAUGUCAUUCAUGCCUAACACUUCCAUUGUGGAUGCCUAAAAGGCAACAAGGCAUCACAAUCACAUCCAACUUAACCAUGUACAUUUUUUAUUUGUGGAAUAGAAAAUUGAGCAUGAAUAGGAUUUGGCUCUUGUUGAAAUUUA
Molecule: messenger RNA, 576 nt
Organism: Arachis ipaensis
Lineage: Eukaryota; Viridiplantae; Streptophyta; Magnoliopsida; Fabales; Fabaceae
Source: RefSeq, a predicted model, not a curated record